CUCUUCCACGCUGCUUUGAUUUUCCCUCUCCCCCCUCUCGGAGCCGCCGAGGAACAUUUCGUAGGAGACAGCCUGUGCCGCAGGGAGAGACAGGAGCUGCCAGGGAAGGCUCUCGCAUGGAAGACGGCACCGUGGCUGCAGGGAUAGGAGCGAGCCGGCUCUGCGGCCAGUGACCCAGAAGUCGGGCGGCAUCACCCCCUGUCCUGGGAUCUAACCCAGGCCGCAUCCUCCUCCUUCUCUUCUUGGUCCUCUUCCUCUGUGGUCCCCGGGAGAGCCAGGAACUGAGCCGGAGGUGAGAAUGGAGCUGCUCUUGUCCACCCCUCACAGUAUAGAGAUCAACAACAUCACCUGCGACUCCUUCCGCAUCUCUUGGGCCAUGGAGGGUAGUGACCUGGAACGGGUCACCCACUACUUCAUCGACCUCAACAAGAAGGAGAAUAAAAACUCCAACAAAUUCAAGCAUAGGGACGUCCCCACCAAGCUGGUGGCCAAGGCGGUCCCCCUGCCCAUGACGGUGCGAGGCCACUGGUUCCUGAGCCCUCGCACCGAGUACAGCGUAGCAGUGCAGACUGCCGUGAAGCAGAGCGAUGGAGAGUACUUGGUGUCUGGCUGGAGCGAGACGGUCGAGUUCUGCACCGGAGAUUACGCCAAGGAGCAUCUGGCCCAGCUUCAGGAGAAAGCAGAGCAGAUUGCCGGCCGCAUGCUUCGCUUCUCCGUCUUCUACCGCAAUCAGAACAAGGAGUAUUUCCAGCAUGCUAGGACUCACUGCGGAAACAUGCUGCAACCCUAUCUGAAGGACAACAGCGGCAGCCACGGCUCUCCCACCAGCGGUAUGCUCCACGGGGUCUUCUUCAGCUGCAACACCGAGUUCAACACCGGCCAGCCCCCCCAGGACUCCCCCUACGGCCGCUGGCGCUUCCAGAUUCCCGCCCAGCGCCUCUUCAACCCCAGCACCAACCUCUACUUUGCGGACUUCUACUGCAUGUACACGGCCUACCAUUACGCCAUUCUGGUGCUGGCCCCCAAGGGCUCUCCGGGUGACCGUUUCUGCCGGGACCGGCUGCCCCUGCUGGACCUUGCUUGCAACAAGUUCCUGACCUGCAGCGUAGAGGAAGGGGAGCUGGUCUUCCGCCACGCCCAGGAUCUCAUCCUGGAGCUGAUCUACACGGAGCCCGUCGACCUGUCGCUGGGCACCCUGGGGGAGAUCAGUGGCCACCAGCUCAUGAGCCUCUCCACUGCCGACGCCAAGAAGGACCCCAGCUGCAAGACCUGCAACAUCAGUGUGGGGCGCUAGGGACUUGGAGGGGCCGGAUGGGUUGGAGGUGGGCAGCGAGGAGGACAUCGCCGGAGCGGAAGAUGGGACGGGACUAGCCCCAGGAGCGAGGCUUCUCUUUCUCUCUCUCUCCCUCUCCCCCCCUUUCCUUCCCUCCCUCUCUCUCUCUCUCUUCCCCCGCCAUUCCUUCUCUUCCCACCCCCUGUUCCGUCUUCGUGCGUCUCGUCUGUCUCUCUGUCUCUCUCCCUCCCUCCCUCCCCGCUGGUACUGGAGGGAUCGAGGGAGGGCUCGGGCCUCCUGACCGACCGGCGAGGCCCUUGGCGCUUCCCUCGCAGUUGAGCCAAAUCACAAAGACCCUCCCUUGUGGUGGCGGUUCUGGCUGAGCGGGCUGUGCCAGACUGGCUGGGCAAAGCUAUCGGGUGGGAGGGGUUGUGUUAGUGUCCCUGAAGUCUCCAUGUCCCUCUAGUCCCUGCGGGGCACCGUUCCUGUCCCAGAGGGCCCUGCCCUCCUCUGGGGAAGGGAAGGGACCUCGGUGCCCGGCAGCCACGGGCUGGAGGGCCUCGAUCUUCUCACGGCGGGACUCUAGGUGGACAUGCAGCAGGGUGGGGGGAAGGGUAGGGGUAGGGCGUGGGGAGGGGGCUGCACACUUUUCCAUCUCUCCCGUGGAGCUGGGUGCUCUGAGGCCCGCUCCCUAGGCCGCUCCCACCCCUGAGCCCGAAGCCCCCUAGAAAUAGUCCCCGUGCGAUGAUAAUGUAAUCUUCGGUUGCCCCUUGUCCCCGCUGUAUCUCCUGCAUGGGGAGAGCUGCCCCCGGGCAUGGCUGACGCCCCCCCAAUCCACCGCACACACACACAACCUACCCUGUCCUUCACACUCUCUAGGAUGGCCAGCUGCAGAAUGGCUGCCCUCUCUUCCUUUUUCCCGCCUGGAGGGCUCCUGGCCUUGGCUGCCGGAGUUGUUUUCUUUCUGUGGAGCUGAGGGCCCUCAGACUCUUCCACGCCCUUCUCUAGAGCGGUGGAAUUCAGUCUGGGUUUGGGAAGUGCGGCGAGGGGGAGGGGGGCAGGGAAGGGGCACCUAGAAGGAACCCAGGAGAGCCCCUUCCCCAGCCUGGUGAGGACCGGCUUGGAGCCGGCUAUGGUGCCCCACCCCGGCCCCCCGGCACAGUGUUCAGCUAUGAUGCUUUGCUCGCUCUCUUUACCCUGGUGCCGUACCCGUGUUGUGCCCGUGCGUGAGUCGGACUGAGCUUCUCCCUUUACCCCGGCCCUGGGGCGUCCUGCCCACCCGCAGGGGCCUGGCAUUGCCCCCAGAGACUCGGUGGAUUUUGCCCAAGCAGGCACCUGCUGGGUAAAGCGCCUCCCCCCGCCACCCCCCAGCUGCCUCCCAUGUUGUAGGGGGGUUUCGGGACUCCGGUGAGGAGCCGGAGCCUCCCCUCAAGGCCCGCCCCCUGCCCCCUGCAACGAUUUCCCGUAUUUGUCGUUUUAGUGUGGUCGUGCGGAGGUUGGAGCGGGUGGGCUGCCUAGGAACGAGGCGGCGAGGGUGACGUAGAAAGUGGGUGAGAAUUCCAGGCAGAUGGGGGAUGGGGGGGGGGGGGCAGGAUGGCGAAGAAAGAGAAAGAGAGAGGGGGGGUAAAAGUUCCAUUUUUGAAACCAGAAGCUAGGGCUGGGGGGUGCUCAGAGGGAGUUUGAUGCAGACAAGAUGGAGGCAGGAAGGCAGGCAGGGAGGGAGACCGGCAGACGAGGCAGUCCGGAAGGCAACGAAGUGACAAACCGAUCAGAAGGUGGUGUGGAUUUCGGGGUAACGGGCAGCCUUCCUUAGAACAGGCGACCGAGGAGGGAGUGACGGCUGGAACGGGAGGCUGUCGCAGAACGGGGAAGCCAAGAUAGAGCCAGAGGGCCUCCCCCCUUCACCGAGAAAGAGAGGGGAUCUAGAGAAAGCUGUCCCCGGGCUGGGGCCGAGGGCAAAGGGGGGAGUGGAGGAGGCUGGCGAGGAGACAGAUGGAGGAGAAGAAGCAGCAACAGGCAAUUCUGGCCCGUCCCCCUCCGCCUGCUUCCAGCAAUGCCGGCGAGGGCCCCUUCUCCCUCCCCAGUCCGCGUGUCUGGCCUGCGCUGAUGGCCGACUGUGCUGUGCUUACAAUAUGCGUCAAUAAACCACCACCGCCUGAG
Molecule: messenger RNA, 3433 nt
Organism: Tachyglossus aculeatus (Australian echidna)
Lineage: Eukaryota; Metazoa; Chordata; Mammalia; Monotremata; Tachyglossidae
Gene: PHYHIP
Product: phytanoyl-CoA 2-hydroxylase interacting protein
Exons: 5
Coding region: 299-1294 (331 amino acids)
Cellular component (GO): cytoplasm
Molecular function (GO): protein binding
Source: RefSeq, a predicted model, not a curated record